Polyodon spathula (Mississippi paddlefish) is the source of this 1517-nucleotide messenger RNA. Its product is annotated as CYFIP-related Rac1 interactor A-like. Gene Ontology annotation, biological process: regulation of actin filament polymerization. The record is from RefSeq and is a predicted model, not a curated record. Bases 369 to 1343 code for a protein of 324 amino acids. Lineage: Eukaryota; Metazoa; Chordata; Actinopteri; Acipenseriformes; Polyodontidae. Gene Ontology annotation, molecular function: small GTPase binding. The transcript has 10 exons.
UCCCUGUUCUAUAGCAACAUUCAGUUAUGUAUGUUUUAGUAUUAAAGUCACUCGAGUGUUUGGCAUUAACGCAGUGGCAUCUUCAUGGCGUGUCUUAUGUCUGAUUGAAUUGCGCCACAGAGUAGGGAGAUUACAGCUGUUAUACAGCGGCUGCUGUAUUUUUAAAUUGGAUAACGGAAGAAACGGGGAGGGAGGAGUGUGUCUCUGUGUCCGUGUCGCCGUGUCUGCACCACCACCCUGGCUGUCACCCCCCCACACCUCCUCCUCACCACCACGCCCUCCUCUGAUCACAUGACCUGCCUGCUCCCCCCCCCACGCCUCCAUCCCAUCACCCAACACGCUUCUCCCUUCUUUUCUUGCAGGGCCCCAUGGGAAAUCUCCUAAAGGUGCUGGCUUGCGCCGAACUUGAGCCUGGCCAAAUAUUUUUCCUUGACUUUGAAAAUGCCCAGCCGACUGAAGCGGAGACUGCAGUGUGGAACCAGGUGAACGCUGUGCUGGAGGUGGCUCACGGGAUACUGGCGGAGCUGCAGUCCUAUAACGGGGCGGGGCAGGAGAUACGAGAGGCCAUUCAGAACCCCUGUGACCUUCAGCUGCAAGAACAGGCCUGGAAUGCAGUCUGCCCCCUAGUGGCCAAACUGAAGCGCUUCUACGAGUUCUCCCUGAGACUGGAGAACGCCUUGCGCAGCCUGCUGGAGGCGCUCACGAGCCCCCCCUACGCCCCCAUGCAGCACCUGGAGAGAGAGCAGGCCCUGGCCAAGCAGUUCGCUGAGAUCCUGCACUUCACACUCAGCUUCGACGAGCUCAAGAUGACAAACCCGGCCAUUCAGAAUGAUUUCAGCUACUAUAGAAGAACCCUCAGCAGGAACAGGCUAAACAACCUACAGCAUGACGCUGAGAACGAGGUCAACAACGAGAUGGCCAAUCGGAUGUCUCUGUUCUACGCGGAGGCCACGCCCAUGCUGAAGACCUUGAGCAACGCCACCACCAAGUUCGUCUCCGAGAACAAGACUCUGCCCAUUGAAGACACAACAGACUGCCUGAGCACCAUGGCCUGUGUGUGCCGGGUCAUGCUGGAAACACCAGAGUACCGGUGUAGGUUCACUAACACAGACACCAUGCUGUUCUGCAUGCGGGUGAUGGUGGGAGUCAUCAUCCUGUAUGACCAUGUGCACCCCGUCGGGGCCUUCGCCAAGACCUCCAAGAUCGACAUGAAAAGCUGCAUCAAAGUGUUAAAAGAGCAGCCUUCAAACAGUGUAGAAGGGCUGCUGAAUGCAUUGAGGUACACUACGAGGCACCUGAACGAUGACAGCACCUCCAAGCAGAUCCGAGCCAUGCUGCAGUGAGCGGGCAGAGGAGGGGGUCCCUGGGAGAGUGGUGCAGACGAGCAGAGGGGGCGGGGCCAUCUCCCCUGAGAAACCCCACAGACUCAGUGUUUGUGUACAUAAAUUAAUGCAAAAUUAUUUUAAUGUUAAUAACAACCCCCCCCCCCCCCCCCCCCCCAAAUAAAAUCAUCUGUG